AUGUGGAAGCGCAACAUUGUCGUAGACGACAAGGCGAUCACCGUGGGUGCUGGCCUUACGCUCAAGCAAUCCCUAUUCCCCUGUUUCCUCGGAUGGAUUCUGCGACGCUUUGGCUUCAGAGUCACUUUCAUGACUGGGUAUGCUGCUCAAUCCAGACCAGACAUCCCUCGACUUUCUGCUAAUUUGAAUCAUCAUAGGCUUGCGGUUCUUACGGUCGGCUGUCUCCUGUUCUGGCCUAGCGGAGUUAAGGCUUCAUUUGGAGGCUUCUGCGGCAGCAUGUUUGUGGUCGGAGCCGGUCUUUCGACUCUGGAAACGGGCGCAGACAACUUCCUCUCCAUCUGCGGUCCUCCGCGAUACUCUGAGAUCCGUCUGAAUCUCGCCCAGGGAGUCCAGGGAGUGGGAUCUUUUGUGGCGCCUCUACUGGCAUCUCGAGUCUUCUUCGCCAAAACCAUUGACACGCAGCAAGGGCUUAAGAAUGUCCAAUGGGUCUACCUCGGCGUGGCCUGCUUUGUUGCCCUCCUGAUUGUUCUUUUUUACAUCGCCCCGAUGCCCGAGGUCACCGAUGCCGACAUGCACUUGCAGGCACAAGAUAUUUCUGACGAAGAUGUCGGUCCCUUCCGGAAGCAGUACAAUCUCUUCCUUGGGGUUUGGAGCCAGUUCUGCUAUGUUGGCGCGCAAGUCGCUGUUGCAAACUACUUUAUCAACUUCUGCGAGGAGGCAGGUUACAGCGCCUCCACAUCCUCAAAUCUGCUGGCUGUCGGCCAGGGCCUAUACGCUUUCAAUCGUUUCGUAGCCAGCGGGCUGAUGACCAAGCAAGCUUUUAAACCGCGCUACAUCUUGGCUAUAUAUCUCGGGCUCUGCUUUGUGUUCGGUCUCUGUGCGGUCUUAACUCGUGGUGCCACAAGUGUGGCGAUGUUGAUCUUGGUGUUGUGCUUCGAGAGCGCUUGCUUUGCGACCAUCUUCACUCUCGCCCUCCGAGGUCUGGGCCGCCAUACGAAGCGUGGCGGUAGCAUGCUUGUCGCUGCCAUUUCUGGCGGAGCUGCUAUUCCACCGAUGACAGGAGCGGUGGCUACAAGAACAGGCAACUUCCACACAGCGAUGGCCAUACCCACGUCUUUCUACGUUCUGGCGUGGGUGUUCCCCAUAUACGCGAACUUGGUCAGCAAGAAGAUCUUGGACGGCCACCGAAAGACAGACUUGAAUAUCACAGCGACCCAUACAGCGCAUGCUAAGGAGAUGCAACUAGAAAACAAGCCGCAGGAGUCGAAGGGCACAGCUGAGAAUGUCGAGACUGUCGCCGUUUAG
This is a messenger RNA of Rasamsonia emersonii CBS 393.64, 1305 nucleotides long. RefSeq lists its product as uncharacterized. The record is from RefSeq and is a predicted model, not a curated record. The transcript is spliced from 4 exons. Gene Ontology annotation, molecular function: transmembrane transporter activity. Bases 1 to 1305 code for a protein of 434 amino acids. Gene Ontology annotation, biological process: transmembrane transport. Lineage: Eukaryota; Fungi; Ascomycota; Eurotiomycetes; Eurotiales; Trichocomaceae.